Messenger RNA from Arachis stenosperma, 717 nucleotides. RefSeq names its product secreted RxLR effector protein 161-like. The record is from RefSeq and is a predicted model, not a curated record. The transcript has a single exon. Bases 1 to 717 code for a protein of 238 amino acids. Lineage: Eukaryota; Viridiplantae; Streptophyta; Magnoliopsida; Fabales; Fabaceae.
AUGAAGGAUCUUGGCAAGCUAAAGUACUUCCUUGGGAUAGAGGUUGCUUACUCUAGACAAGGCAUCUUUAUUUCCCAAAGAAAAUAUAUCCUAGAUCUCCUCAAAGAGAUUGGUAAGUUGGGUUGUAAGAUUACUGGAGUGCCCAUAGAGCAAAAUCAUAGAACUAAAAAUGAUGAAGAAAGCUCAAAGGUGGAGAAGACACAAUACCAAAGGCUUGUGGGAAAACUCAUCUACUUAUCACACACCAGGCCUAACAUAGCCUAUACAUUUAGUGUGUUUAGUCAAUUUAUGCAUGAUCCAAGAGAGAGACAUUUGCAGGCUGUAAAUAGGAUUAUUCAGUACUUGCAAGCCUCUCUAGGAAAAGGAUUGCUAUUCAAAAAGGAAAUGAUUUUAUCCAUGAAAGUAUAUAAUGAUGCUGACUACGCAGGAUCAAUUAUUGAUAGGAGAUCCACCUCAGGAUAUUGCAAGUUCUUGGGUGGAAACUUGGUGAUAUGGAGGAGCAAGAAGCAAAAUGUAGUUACAAGAUCAAGUGCAGAGGCAGAAUUUAGAGCCAUGGCCCAAGGGAUUUGCGAAUUAUUAUGGAUGAAGAUCAUACUCGAUGACCUCAAAGUAAAGUAUGAAGCCCCUAUGGAACUGGUUUGUGAUAAUAAGUCUGCCAUUAGUAUUCCACACAAUCCAGUUCAACAUGACCGAACGAAGUAUGUAGAAGUAGACUGA